This is a messenger RNA of Colletotrichum destructivum, 926 nucleotides long. Its product is annotated as Putative ribosomal protein/NADH dehydrogenase. The record is from RefSeq and is a predicted model, not a curated record. NCBI's taxonomy places the organism in Eukaryota, Fungi, Ascomycota, Sordariomycetes, Glomerellales, Glomerellaceae. The transcript has 3 exons. Bases 122 to 760 code for a protein of 212 amino acids. Gene Ontology annotation, molecular function: structural constituent of ribosome. Gene Ontology annotation, cellular component: mitochondrion.
CAAGGGUCGCGGGCAAUUUUCAGAAUCUCGACCACGCGACUGAUAGCAAUUCGGAGGUAUACUUUGAAGGCCUGGCAGUGAUACCCUCCGGAUUGUGAUAUUUCUGGAAAUAUUCAUCAAGAUGGUUCGCGUAGGACAAAGAUGGCAUGCUUUAAGAGCUCUCCUGGGAACAGCUUCAAUUGACGCGAGAGAAACCUACCAGAUCCUUAAAAUCCGCUUCGGUCCCGGUGCCGCAACACUGCCUUCCAAUGUCACGAGGAUACAUAUGGAAUUCGCCAAUCGCGCAGAAGCCGGUCAUGUUGGCCCCAAAAAGUUCUGGCGCGAAAUGCUCCCCCGCCUAAAGUACUAUAACCCCGCCAUCCCGAUGGUCGUGAACCGUAAAACCAACGUCGAGGGCACCGCCAUCAUGUCCGUCUACUUCUCCACUACUGAUGCCCCCGUCGACCCGUCGACGCUCCCGCAACCCUCCUCCUCCGCCAUCGACAACAGCAAGGCACCGCAACCGCUUGAGGGCGUCGAGCGCGUGGUCAAGAUCGACAUGAAGAACAAGCACUCGGAGGAUAUCCUCAACCACUUCUUGGCCGAGACAAAGGCCGAGGCCAUCCUGCCCGGGCCCGAGGACGAGAACGAAAUGAAGGCCGUCGAGGAACUCAAGGCCAAGGGCGAGGUGGACCGCCAGCGCAACCGCAAGAUCCGCGAGGAAGAGAAGAAGGAGAAGGCUAUGUUGGCCAGGGCACGUGCCGAGGCAGGUAGCUCGUGAUAGCGCCAUGCGGAUAUGUGUACGAGUUGUGGCGUGCGCGGAAAUCAAAAAAUGUGUAUGAAUAUCCUGUACAAAAUGUACCAAAAAGAAUCUCUGCAUGAACUGGUAUACCCAUGGAGAUUCUUGGCUGAUUCUGUCAAAAACAUACAAAAGGGGGGUCCAAGUU